Messenger RNA from Mugil cephalus (flathead mullet), 2134 nucleotides. RefSeq lists its product as uncharacterized. The transcript is spliced from 16 exons. Gene Ontology annotation, molecular function: protein binding. The record is from RefSeq and is a predicted model, not a curated record. Bases 280 to 1587 code for a protein of 435 amino acids. Lineage: Eukaryota; Metazoa; Chordata; Actinopteri; Mugiliformes; Mugilidae.
AAGCGGGAGCGUUGUGCAGCCUAUCUCUGGGUAUCACACACGCAAAGCGCCCACGAGCCCCGUCGUAGUCUCGACAGUCGCGACCGUCGCGUGCUUGUCUCGCAUUAUUAAAUGAAUCACGCGCCGUUUAAUCCCUCCUGCCAGGAAUGUAGCCACCGAGGAGCGGACAGGUGUCUCGGCAUGUAAGCGACGCGGAAGUCCCUGCGUUUAAAUGAGUACGGGAGACCGGCGGAGCGUCUCUUAUCAAGGACAGACUCUGAUCACAGCUGGACGCUCAACAUGGCACCCAGAGACCCUCUCCUCGGCACCCUGAAAGUGUGUGUGCUGAACCUGCAGUCGGAUGGAGAGACCGUGACAGACUCCAACCCUCACCUCGCCUCAUGCUGUGAGCUUCUUGAGCUGGUCCUCAGGAAGGGGCUCCAACAACCGGUUCUCAGUUUGGUCCAGAGAGAUUACUGGCACUGCUUUGAACAGCUUCCCCACCACGACGCAUGCGGCAGGCUGUCCGCCCUGUCGUUGGCGGUCGAGCAGACCAGAGCCUGCAGGAAGCUGCUCUCAGCUCAGGGCCGGGGCCGCUACCUGCUCCGGCUGGCCCUCAGCCGCAAGACCCUCCCUCAGUUCUUCACCCAUCUGCUGCACACGCCCAGAAUCCUGGAGUGGUACAGCCCAGCUUUAUCAAUCCUAAGGAAUGAGGAGUUUGCGGAGCCGUUCAUGUCGCUGCUGCUGGUGCUCUCACACAUGGAGUUUAAGCUGAACAUGGAGAAUUGCAGUUUUCUGGAUGAGAGUUGGCUACUGCCUGUGUGUGACGUGUACGAAGUAGUGCCCUGUCGGGAGGUAGGGAUGGUUUUGAGAUAUCUCAGUGGGCGUGUCUUCAUCCUGGAGCUGAUUCCCGGCAGUCAGGCUCACGUCGACAAGUUCGUCUCUCCCGGUGACAUCAUCGACGAGAUCAACGGGACGUCGCUGAGGAAUUCGAAAAGCGGACAGGCAGGUGUGGUUCUGUCCCGGCUGAAAGGCAGCCCCCUCUCCAUCCGCCUGCUGCGAUGGAGGGCGCAGGACGGGACGGUGUACCGGCCCCUCAUCAAGCUGCUGCGGGCCCUGAGGAUAGAGAACCCCGCUCUGCAGCUCGGCCCAGCUCCCGGCCAGCAGACGGCCGGCAAAGAGCAGAGCCCCCUUCCGACACAGUGUCUCAAAGAGGGAAGGAUUGUGUACAUCGUGGAGUUGCUGGGGAAAUCAAAUAUAGGAAUGUUCGGAGGCAAGGAGGUGUUACAGUAUGCAAUACCACAAGUGUUGCAGAAAAACCAGCCUAGCAAGGAAGUGCUUUUAGAUAUGAAGGAAACACAUCUGACGUGCACAGACAGGAACAGUAAACAGGACCUGUUCAAGCACCACUACCCAGAGAUUUCAUGCGUUGGGAGGUUUGAUCGGCCAGACUACAUGAUAUUCGCCUUCUGUGUUGCAGAUUCCCCAGAAACCCCCCAGACUACAGGCUUCUGCUGUGCAGUGUUCAAAGCCAGGAGCGUCAAGGCGUGUGAAGAGAUCGUAUGUCGAAUAGCCACUGGUUUCAAGCACACAGAGUGGUUUGUAUGACUCAUGCUGUGGUGGAUUUUGUAAAUAAACACUUAUAAUGACCAAUGUUGAGUCACUGUGAAGUCACUACAGGACACAGACGCUUCUACUCAUAAAGACCUUUAAUAGAAAGACAUGUGACAACAGUUCAUAAAUAGUAUUAAAUGUAGCUGCCAAGAUUUUAUGUUGGAAAAACAUGUAAAAAGCUGUCCAGAAAAUACAGAGGGGUCUGCCGUGCUCCGUGUCACCCAAGUAUAGAGGUAGCCAAUACCCUGACACUGCUGUGAGUUGAGCACGACCGGCUGGCAUUGAGAUAAAUGGUAGAUGGCUAAAGAAACCCGUCCCCUCCCGUGGAAGAUGUGAAGAUCUUGUGCUCACUUCAAAGACUACUCCAUCCCCAGAAGGAACACCCACGAGUGGUGCAGUAAUGUACAUCUAGUAUAAUAAUGAGCCAUGGUGGAAAUAUGUAGACACUCUACCCUAAAGUGUAGUCGGGCGUGUGGAAUGGUCGACGUUUCGUCUCAUCUAAAAUACAAAAUUCAAGGAGAACUUAUAAAAACCCGAAAAA